Molecule: messenger RNA, 2377 nt
Organism: Misgurnus anguillicaudatus (oriental weatherfish)
Lineage: Eukaryota; Metazoa; Chordata; Actinopteri; Cypriniformes; Cobitidae
Source: RefSeq, a predicted model, not a curated record
AACACUGACGUGAAUGCGUUUGUGUUAUUUGUUUGUUUUGUGAAUGAGUUAGUGUUUAUGAUGGCUGGAGUGAUCCGCAGACUCGACGAGACUGUAGUGAACCGCAUCGCGGCGGGAGAAAUCAUCCAGCGGCCUGCCAAUGCCAUCAAAGAAAUGAUGGAGAACUGUUUGGAUGCAAAGGCCACAAAUAUUCAAAUUACAGUUAAAGAGGGCGGGCUGAAGCUCAUUGUCAUCCAGGACAACGGUUCCGGCAUCAGGAAAGAAGAUUUAGAAAUAGUUUGUGAACGUUUUACAACCAGCAAGCUUCAGACUUUUGAGGAUCUGACAUCGAUUGCGACAUAUGGAUUCAGAGGGGAGGCUCUUGCCAGUAUCAGUCAUGUAGCACAUGUCACAAUAACCACAAAAACUGCUGAUGCUAAAUGUGCCUACAGGGCCAAUUACUGUGAUGGGAAACUAAAGUCUUCACCUAAACCCUGCGCUGGAAAUCAGGGGACGUUGGUUUCUGUAGAGGAUCUGUUUUAUAACGUGUCAACUCGACGGAAAGCUCUGAAGAGCCCCAGUGAGGAAUAUUCCAGAAUCGUUGAGGUUGUGAGCAGAUAUGCCAUUCACAACUCCGGGAAAAGUUUUGCUGUCAAGAAGCAAGGUGAAAUGGUUUCAGAUGUGAAGACCCUUCCAAACGCCUCUGUGUUGGACAAUAUUCGCACAGUAUUCGGUGUGGCUGUGAGCAGAGAGCUGAUUGAAGUUGAGUGUGAGGAUCAAAAGCUUGCUUUUAAACUGAAGGGCUACAUCUCCAACGCCAACUACUCUGUCAAGAAAUGCAUCCUCAUCCUUUUCAUCAACCAUCGUCUGGUGGAGUCGAGUGCCUUAAAGAAAUCUAUUGAAACUGUCUACAGUGCCUAUCUUCCCAAAAACACUCAUCCCUUUCUUUAUCUUAGUUUGGAGAUCGCACCCCAGAACAUUGACGUGAAUGUUCACCCCACCAAACAUGAGGUUCACUUCUUACACGAGGACUGCAUCAUCGAGAGCGUUCAAAAACACAUCGAGAGUAAACUUCUCGGCUCAAAUUCCUCACGCACGUACUUCACGCAGACUCUGCUUCCCGGACUUUCUGCGUCCACCAGCGUGGCGAAAGCCUCGAGUUCUUCAGCAGAUUCCCAGGAGCGCGUUUACGCCCAUCAGAUGGUCCGCACGGACAGCAAGGCCCAGAAGCUGGAUGCUUUUCUUCAGCCGUCAGUCUCCUCCACUGCUGCUCAGAGCAGAUUAGAGAAAACAUCCAGCCCUCCGACCACUACUGAAGACGUUAAAGAGCCCGACGAUACAGAACUGCUGGACGCUGUCGAGGUUCUGGAGCCGUCCGUCAAUGAUAUUCCUCAGACAGAUGGUCAAUGUCCUGCUGAAGAUGCACCACCCAGGAAAAGGCCACAUGUUGACAAGAAGAAGGAGGAUUUGACGGCAGCCGCUCUUCCCAGGAGACGCAUCAUCAACCUGACCAGCGUGAAGGAGCUUCGAGAAGAUAUAGAGCAGCAAACUCACAAAGGUUUACAGGAGCUUCUGCAGAAUCAUUCGUUUGUGGGCUCUGUAAAUCCUCAAUGGACUUUAGUGCAGCAUCAGACAAAACUUUACCUACUGAACACAACCAAAAUCAGUCAGGAGCUGUUUUACCAAAUUUUGAUCUACGAUUUUGGUAACUUUGGAGUCCUUCGAUUGUCGAAUCCAGCUCCGCUGUAUGAUCUGGCCAUGUUGGCUCUGGACUCAGAGGAAAGCGGCUGGACGGAGGAAGACGGUCCAAAAGAAGGACUGGCUCAGUAUAUCGUAGAUUUCCUCAAACAGAAAUCGGAAAUGAUGGAGGAAUAUUUUUCCCUGGAAAUAGACGAUGAAGGAAAACUGGUUGGUCUUCCAAUGUUGCUUGAUAAUUAUAUUCCCGCAAUGGAGGGACUUCCUAUGUUUAUUCUGCGUUUAGCCACUGAGGUGAACUGGGAUCGGGAGAAGGAGUGUUUCCAUGACUUUGCUGUUGAGUGUAGUCACUUUUACUCCAUCAGGAAACUUUACACACUGGAAUCAGAUGCAGAAGAACCUCAGGAUGCAGAAAUGAGCUGGCAGUGGAAGGUGGAGCAUGUGCUGUUUAAAGCGUUGCGUACUCUCUUCAGUCCUCCAAAACACUUCAGUGAAGACGGCAGCGUCCUCCAGAUCGCCAGUCUGCCAGAUCUCUACAAAGUGUUUGAAAGAUGCUGAAGUUUCUGUAUAAUAGUUCAAAUGCUGCUUUUGAAAACACUUGUGAAGAUGAAACCAAACAGACCUUCUUUAUUUGUGUAUAUUUGUACUAUUUGUGUAUAUUAUUUGACAUAAAAAAUUAAAAUUUUCUCAUUGACAACAGACU